AUGACUGGCAGCACGGGAUCCGAAGUGGAAGAUGCCAGUUCCCAGGACCAUCUCGUUCUUGGUCGAGAGAUUCGCGAUGCCGACGCAGUUUGGCGCGGGAAUCUCAUGCAGAUGAGGCACUCCGAAGAUUUCCAGACGCAGGAGCUUUACCAUUUCACCGAUGCCCACCUCCGCACUCUCGGAGUCAGCGUUCCAGAGGUGGAGGAGUUCGCUGCCUGGCAGGCAGAAGCUCUCGAGGCCAUGGGCCAGCGUCGGCCGCUCCCAGCGCCGCAGGCGCUGCCCGGCUCGGAGAAGGCCACGCACCUCCGGGGUCUCUUAGACUCCUUCCGCCUGGGGAAAACCCAGACGCUUUCCAUGGACCUUACCGGGCCAGAGGCCCUGGAAGCCUCCGUUGCAGACGAGGAGCUCUCGGUACUGCAGCGCGAGCACUCGGCACUGAUUGACAUGGGCAAAGACUACGGAACCUUCGAUUCUGCUGGGAAGCAGAUCUUCAUCGAUCAGAUCGAGCAGAUCGAGGAGCGCUGGCGCGUGUACCUGGGCCGUUUGCGCCUGAUGGGUGAAGCAGACCCGCCGUUUGUGCAGAGCAUUCGCCCCCUGCUGCAGCGCUUGGGCUUGGCGGCUUCAGAGGCAACCGCGGUACUGAGAUCUGCACACCAGCAACUUCGGGUGAACGCCGACACCCGGAGCGGUAGUGGCUGA
Symbiodinium sp. CCMP2592 is the source of this 699-nucleotide messenger RNA. The record is from the annotation of a GenBank genome assembly. NCBI's taxonomy places the organism in Eukaryota, Dinophyceae, Suessiales, Symbiodiniaceae.